UAUCUUCUUCCUCAACCAAUCCGACAAAUGGGAGUUUCAAUAACGACCUCUCAUUGGCGUUUAUCGUCACCGGCGACUCCACACCCGACCCAAUAAUCGGAAACUUGUUUCCGUAAUCAAAAUGGCCUGUGGGCUUCUGGUUUGGAGCUCAGUUUCCCUUUGCUCUACCUCUUUCCCUGCACUUUCCUUCUCUCUCUCUUCUUCCAGACGUACCCAAUUAUCAGUCUCCGCCUCCGUCGAAACCCCCGCCGCCGCCGCUGACGAUGCUCAGCAGCUGUCGGUGAGGGAGCGGAGGAAGCUGAGGAACGAGAGAAGAGAGAUCAAAACCACCACCAAUUGGAGGGAAGAAGUAGAGGAGAGGCUCUGCAGGAAGCCCAAGAAGGAAUUUGCCAAUUGGACUGAGAAGCUCAAUCUUGAUUACCUCGCUAAAUUGGGUCCUCAAUGGUGGGUUAUGCGUGUUGCUCGUGUUCGAAGCCAAGAAAUUGUCGAACGCCUUGCUCGUUGUCUUGCUAGGAACUACCCUGACCUCGAUUUUAAGAUAUAUUACCCGUCGGUUAAGGAGAAGAGGAAAUUAAAGAAUGGUACUUACACCGUUACACCAAAAGCUGUUUUUCCUGGAUCUGUAUUUAUAAGGUGUGUCAUGAACAAGGAGAUUCAUGACUUCAUUAGAGAGUGUGAUGGAGUUGGAGGCUUUGUUGGUGCCAAGGUCGGAAACACUAAACGACAGAUAAACAAACCAAAGCCAGUAUCCGAAGCUGACAUGGAAGCAAUUUUCAAAGAGGCAAAGGAUGAGCAAGAAAGACACGACCAGGCUUUCCUAGAGAAAGAGCAAGAGGAAGCUCCAAAUACUAGCGCACUCAAAACUGACUUAGAUACAAAUGGUACUACUGCUACGAAGCACAAAGGAAGACCCAAAAAAGCUGUUAAUACUUUGUCGCCAGGGUCAACAGUUCGAGUGGCAUCAGGUACUUUUGCAGAAUUUGAAGGCUCUCUUAAGAAGCUGAACCGUAAAAGUGGAAAGGUAACUGUGGGAUUUACACUAUUUGGGAAGGAAACCCUUGUAGAUCUUGACAUUGGUGAUAUUAUAGUAGAGACAAAAUGAAUGAAUUUACUUUCUCAGUCAUGUAAAGUGUGGACGAAACUCAUGGAGUUGGAGAAUAAGCAAGCAGCUCCAGCUCUCAGCUCUCAAAGCAUAUUCAUGAACCAAAGAACAUAAAAGUACUGUUGCUUGAAUUGACAGACAGCCCACGUUGAUGAACAUGUCCACAAAUCAGCUUUGCUUCUUUGAAAUUACUCUGCAUUCGGAGAUUCUUACUGGAAAUCAAAUAGGAUCUUGAAGGAAUUGGCAGCCAAAUGUAUUCUUGUUAGACUUUUGAGAAAAUUAAACUAGGAAAUAUCAUGAUGAAAUCAUACCUGAGUAGCUCUUGUAAAUUCAAAUAUCUUUGAAGUCACAAAUUCACCAUAAUUAUAGAGGUGUUCAAGAUCCGAUUCGAUCUACCCGUCAAACCGGACCAAACUAAAAAGUUUGAUUUUGGAUGUA
This is a messenger RNA of Cucumis sativus (cucumber), 1540 nucleotides long. RefSeq names its product transcription termination/antitermination protein NusG. The transcript has 5 exons. The record is from RefSeq and is a predicted model, not a curated record. Bases 122 to 1102 code for a protein of 326 amino acids. NCBI's taxonomy places the organism in Eukaryota, Viridiplantae, Streptophyta, Magnoliopsida, Cucurbitales, Cucurbitaceae. Gene Ontology annotation, biological process: DNA-templated transcription elongation; transcription elongation-coupled chromatin remodeling.